AUGGCUUCAAGUUUAUAUGAUGAUUUAGAUGUUUUGGACGGAACACCACUUGAUAAUUUGGCAUCCUCGUCGAAUGACUCAUCGGAUAAGUCAGGAAGCGUUCCGUUAGUCGGUCUACGUGUCACUGCCAAUUGGUCUGAAAAUGAUACUGCCUCGGGGGGUCAGUAUGGUACAAAUGCUUCAGCUUCUGCAAAUUCUACUUCCAGUCUCAAAUUAAUGCAAUCUCACAUGGCUGUGAAGCGUGCUCAAGGCCGACGUCCUAUAAUGGAUGCCUCCAACACUCAGUGGAGUUCUCGUACAACAUUAGCUCCAGUUGUCGAUUUGAAACAACGCGUAGCACAUGUAGAUGGUUCCUAUAGAUUCAAUCAGUUAACUGGACGGCUAGAACGAUGUUCAUCAGGAACUACUGGAGCUAUGACAAAUGGUCUUUUAUUUGGAGAGCCUAAUUUACCUUUGGGUGUAUCAGACGAAUAUAAUCCUUUAAUUCCAAAUGAGUAUGAAGAAUUAGCACGUAUUAAACGUGAACGCAGACGUGCUGAGGAAUCAGCACUUGCUGACAGACAUCAUCGGUUAGAUCCUUUCGGUAUGAAUGAUCCUACCGGUAUGUGUCGGCGUUUCGAAUAUUCAGACGAUGAAGAAGACGAAGGUGAAGGUUUCACUGCUGCCUCUGGUGGAAGGACUUCUUCACAACCUACUAAAGGUGCAGCUAUUGCACCUCCAUCUGUUCUACUAGAAGAUGUUACUAUCGCUCCUGGAACAAAUGGAUCUCAGAACUCUGAUUCACAGGCUAAUGCUGAAGACGCUGAUGUCAGUGCGACAAGUAGCAAAUUUGGAAUUAAUGUUGUUGCCGCAAAAAUGAUGGCUAAAAUGGGUUAUCGAGAAGGUCAAGGUUUGGGCAGAGAAAGUCAAGGCAUGUCUACUGCAUUAGUCGUUGAGAAAACUAGUCGACGUGGUGGUAAAAUUAUUCACGAGAAAGAUCAACAACGUCAACAACAAACAAAUCCUCCGACUGGUAAUAAUAAUUCCAAUUUGCCGAAUUAUUUAAAUCCAAAUGUUGAAGAAACAUUUAAUAGUCUACCUUUACCAGAACAUCGUAGUUGCGUUAUCCUAUUACGUAAUAUGUGUGGUCCAGGUGAAGUAGACGAUGAUCUAGAACCUGAAACAGCAGAAGAAUGUGCUAAAUAUGGUAAAGUUGUAAUGUGUAUGAUCUAUGAAUUACCUGAAGCACCGGAUGAUGAAGUUGUUCGAAUUUUUGUUGAAUUCGACUCCGAAGAAGCAGCAACAAAAGCUGUACUUGAUUUAAAUGGUCGAUUCUUUGCUGGACGUGUUGUCAAAGCUGGAUUUUAUGAUGCAGAGAAAUUCAGAAAUCUUGAACUCGCUGAUGCACCAUUGUCUACAUAA
Molecule: messenger RNA, 1401 nt
Organism: Trichobilharzia regenti
Lineage: Eukaryota; Metazoa; Platyhelminthes; Trematoda; Strigeidida; Schistosomatidae
Source: the annotation of a GenBank genome assembly